Molecule: messenger RNA, 2574 nt
Organism: Topomyia yanbarensis
Lineage: Eukaryota; Metazoa; Arthropoda; Insecta; Diptera; Culicidae
Gene: Rsph3
Product: radial spoke head protein 3 homolog B
Exons: 8
Coding region: 542-2365 (607 amino acids)
Cellular component (GO): cilium
Source: RefSeq, a predicted model, not a curated record
CAAGUUUAGUCCAUUUUUCCGCUGAUCCCCACAAGCGGAUGUUCUAAGUUUUUUAAGUGAAUCAAUCAUUAGUUCUUCAAUUAUUCAAUUAGUGAAACACUGAUUUAAUCCGUUCCUCACAUGGCCGAGAGUGUUGGAAUUUCUUAAUUGUAAAACAAUUGUUGAUGGAUAGACUACAAUUCCUAAACAACUGCCAUACUUCAGUAUCGACUUUUCCUUUCAUUUGCAUUAUUCAUUGGUGGACUUCACCUCAAUUUAGGUCGGAUAAAAUUGCAGUUAGUGGCUUCAAAGUUCCAAUGUUCGUGACUUUUCUCUAACUAAUUAUAGAUAUUUUUGCAAUGCUCUCUGCCAUGAUGUUAGUGUGUUUCUAACGGUAAAGUGCGAUGAUGUGAAGAGAAAUAAAGUACUCAAAAUUAAUAAUUCAGCCAUUUCAAAUGGAAUGAGCAUGAUUCUGCGGUAAACAGUGCUAUCGAUUUUGAAAGGAAUUCUCAUAAGUUCAAAGUUUCAUCUACACUUCAAAUAAGCACGGUGUCUCAGGAAAAUGCCAACAUUAUCGACACGUCAGCAGGAGGAUCUUUUGGAAGAGAGCCCAGAGUUUGCGAUUGUAUCGGCAGAUCAUUUCAGAAAAAUUGAAAAACCAAAUGCCAUUGUCCGGCCGCUCCGACACAAUAGGGAAGUAAUUGAAGGACAGCACAUCAUUAGUCUGCACCCGGACUACAAAUUGAUACACGACUUAGAAGCACAGAUCCUCCGGAAAAACGUUUCCAACAAGAGUGAUAGCAACAAUAACAUUAACACCAUCGCCACCCCUAACACUGCCGUGAUUGCAGCAAAAAAGACGGAUCGCGGCAAGCACAAUGAAUUCACCAAAGAGCUGGACGCAAAACUAAGGAGAUUGCAAAAUGAUUCCUCCAAGCGAUCAUCGAAAAAUGCUAGUUCCCAAGAUGUUGACGUGAAAAGAAAGCCGCUGUUUAUCACAACCGUACCCAAAGGCGUAUUUCUACAGCCAAGCAAAGAACUGCCGAUAAUCUCCCCAUCUGCGGCUGCUCUACGACGCGUUUACGCCUAUGAAAGCCGUCCAAGGAUUCUGACCGCAAACAGUCUUAACAGUAAUAACAACAACAACGAUAUAAAUCAUCCCAACCAAAACCAUCAGUAUUUGAACAAGCAUGCUAGUCAUCACAAUAAGCUCCCUAUCGCUCAAGCCGAAUCAGAGCCCGAUGUCGCCAAGGCGAUCGCAUAUACAUCAAAUGGGGCCCCGAGGCACAAUCGCAUCACGAGGGUUCACCACCAUGCCUCCUACCAAAAUGUAAUGCACGAUCGGCGAGUCAUUCGAGGCAGCAAUUUCAUCGUGGGCAAUGUCCAGGAGUGGAACCCUUAUUUCGCUUACGCUGGUCUUCUAUCAGGAAAGGGUGACGGAGAUAACCUGCAGAAAGAAGCGGAGGCUCGCCGUAGACAGAUUCUUCGUAAAAAACACGUGGCACGCAAUCAGCGUGGAAUCAUUGGCACUCCACCAGCGGUUCGGGGUCGCAAACAUGAAAACGUACAAACCGAGAAAUAUCUCGAACAGCUCUUCGUUCGUCCUCCAGAGAUGGACGCUGGGUGCCAGACGGAUUUGUUCCUUUACAGGCCACCUUCACCGCCGUAUGUCCCGCAAAAAGUGGGCCAAGACAUUGGCACCGAAAUUCUAGAAGGCGAACUGUUCGAUUUUGACACUGAGGUCCAGCCAAUCAUCGAAGUCUUAGUGGGCCGAACCAUUGAACAGGCUCUAAUAGAAGUUCUUCAUGAAGAAGAAAUUGCAGAGAUGAAGCGACAACAGCAACAAAUCAUGGCUAUCAGGGAAGCUGAACUGGCUGAGCUUCGUCGCUUGGAAAUAGAAGACCGAAAGCUCAUUGCCGAGAAGGAGCGCAGAGUACUGCAAGAUAAGAUCGCGCAGGACUUAGACAGAGAAAUGCAAGAACGCAUUACGGCUUCGAAGUUGUUACAGGGUAGAAUCGAUGAUCUAUUGCCAGACGUGCUUAAUGCCGUUGAGAACAUUAAAGACGAAAGAGAUCGUGAAGAGUUUGAACGGCAAAUUACGCCGUGGCUUGCAAAAGAGGUGGCUCAGGAAAUUGGGCAGAUGAUUGAUUCCAAAGACUUGCUUGAAGAUAUUAUUCGAGAAGUGCUCAUCCAAAAGAAGAAGAAUCUUUUUGGUUCGUCGACGGCUUCCGCAACUGUUGGUGUUGUCGCAGAUGUUGUGGAACCGAAAGUUAAUGGAAUCGGAGAGGACAAGAGUGAUAUUAUGGUAGUGGAAAAUGAAGCUGAAGAACAGGAACAUGAUGUAGUCGGAAACGUUGAAAACGGUGAUUCCCAGAAUGAUUUGUGAUAUGAUUGGCCUUACAAAUGCAAUACUGAAAUUUUAGAACGUAACUAAACUUAUUCGACAUCAAUAGAAUUUAAAUCAGUCAAUGAGUCACAAUACGAAUCGUGAUACUUCAAUAAAGCAUAAAUAGAUUUGAAACCCUUCGCGAAGAUCAACAUUCACGUUUAAUAUAUCAGAAAAAUUAUCUGUUGGAUUCAUUGUUACCUAAUAAA